AUGAUCAAACAAAAUGGACUGGAAUGGGUGGCCAAGACAUUUGGUCUCGAGCCGCGUUGGACAUCUGAGCCGGAUAUCGCAAAAGUCGGAUCAAUUGCUCGAAAGCACCUCAACCUCAAAGAAAAUGAUUUCUGCCAUCUUAGCUUUUAUACUGAAGGGGCUUUCAAUAAACUAUACAAGGUCGAGACUGAAGGUGAAUGCUUCUUAGUUCGUGUUACAUUGCCUGUCGACCCCUUCAACAAAACAAACAGUGAGGUGGCAAUUAUCAACUUCAUUCGCCAAACUACGGAUAUACCGGUGCCCCAGAUUCUUACGUUUGAUGAUACUAAUGAGAACGAGCUUGGGUUUGAAUGGAUACUAAUGGCUAUACUACCUGGUGGGAAUUUGCGAACGAAAUGGAGGAAAUUGUCCCAGGAUUCCAAACAGAAUUUGGUAAAGCAGAUUGUACGAUACCAAGCCCAGCUUUUCCGUCACAAGUUCUCUACUAUUGGCAAUAUAUUUGUUACUCCAGAAUCUCAACUUGUAAAAAGGAGUCUGUCUUCCAAUAUAUCAUCAGGUAGUGCCAAAGGAACACCACAAGAUUUACAACAGAUAUCACUUACUCCAAGACAAAUAGUGUCAAUGUUCUUCUUCUGGGGAGAUCAUAUAACACAAGAUGUGCCACGAGGACCAUUCACCAACAGCAAAGACUGGCUCUGUGCUCGUCUCACCUUGGCCAUUACCGAUCAAGAAAGAAUUCUCAAAACAACCGACGACGAAGACGAGAUUGAAGACGCGCAGGACGCCAAAACCCUCGCUGAGAGACUUCUUAAACUACUGCCCAGCGUUUUUCCUACCACUGACUCCAUUCCAGAGCAAUCUGUGCUCUUCCAUGACGACUUAUCUUCGCGAAAUAUCUUAAUAGAUGAUGACGGCACCAUCACCGGAAUCGUCGACUGGGAGUGCGUCUCUACACUCCCAUUAUGGAAAGCCUGCGACUCCCCAGAAUUCCUUAAAGGGAGGGAAAGAAACGAGGAGCCGAACAGAAACCAGUACGCUCCGGAUGACGAGGAAAACGUCGAUGAGUCUGCAGCAGAUGCGCUUGAUAAUGAAGGAAUUAACGAGCUCUAUUGGGAGCACCUUUUAGAGUACGAAUCGACAAUGCUCCGCGCCCUUUUUCUAGACGAAAUGCAGAAAAUUGCACCAGAAUGGAUCGAAGAGUCUACGAAAGGGGCAGUGAAAGCGGAUUUUGAAGCGGCGGUGCAGAAUUGCGAUGGUGGGUGGUCUGUGAAGCGGAUUACGGUGUGGCUUGAUGCACUUGAGAAGGGCGAGAAUUGGAGUUUGAGAAAGAAGCUUAUUGAAUAG
Botrytis byssoidea is the source of this 1344-nucleotide messenger RNA. RefSeq lists its product as uncharacterized. NCBI's taxonomy places the organism in Eukaryota, Fungi, Ascomycota, Leotiomycetes, Helotiales, Sclerotiniaceae. The transcript has a single exon. The record is from RefSeq and is a predicted model, not a curated record. Gene Ontology annotation, biological process: protein phosphorylation. The coding region runs from base 1 to 1344 and encodes 447 amino acids. Gene Ontology annotation, molecular function: protein kinase activity.